AUGGCUCAUCAAAAAGGAACGAUUUCGAGGAUCCCCGACUGCGACGCGUACUUUGAGACGAUCCAGUCGAGGAAAAGGCUACCACCCUCCUUACAGACAUCCCUGACAUCGGCAUUCGCCAACAUCCCGGUCUCGUCUUUUCCUGAGGUUCCUGGAGGAAGAGGUUACCGACCUUGCACUGUUCAUCAUCUACGAUUAUCUCAGUUCCAUAGCUUUCCAUUAUACCGAACUGGUGAUUCAUUCUUUUUCUACUCUUUGCGCCCGGGCAGUUAUCGAAAUCCCUGCAGACACCCUGAUCACGGAUGCGGUUCAAGUUCUCUCCAAGCACGGCAUCAGUGCGGCGCCUGUGACGAACCCUGAGUCAGGGGACAGCCUCGACUGGAGGCAAAAGUAUCUUGGGAUUCUUGAUUAUUCGGCCAUAGUCUUGUGGGUGCUGGAAAACGCCGAGCUCGCGGCCGUGGCUUUGACCGCGGGAUCCGCCGCCGCUGCUGGGGUCGGGGCGGGCGCCGUCGGUGCCCUCGGAGCCCUGGCUUUGGGCACGACUGGCCCCGUUGCGGUGGCGGGGUUGACCGUCGCCGCCGUCGGUGCUGCCGUCGCCGGCGGGAUGGUUGCAGACAGAGGCGUCGGAAGAGAUGCCCCCACUGCGGCUGAUCACAUGGGCGAGGACUUCUUCAAAGUCCUUGUUCAGGAGGAACCCUUCAGGUCAACGAAGGUAAGAACCCUGCUAUAUUGCCCCUCAUUAUUUGUACAUCGAGAAGACUUUCUUGAUGAAACUUCCUUCAUCAGGUUGAAUCAAUUAUUAAGACGUUUCGUUGGGCACCUUUCCUGCCGAUCCGCCCGGACAGCUCCAUGCUCACGGUGCUGCUGCUGCUGUCGAAGUACAGACUUCGGAAUGUCCCCGUUGUUGAGACGGGCAACCCCUCCGUGAAGAAUUUCAUCACCCAGUCUGCGAUCGUGAAGGGCCUGCAACAGUGCAAGGGGAGAGACUGGUUCGAUUGCAUCUCCUCAUGCCCGCUCUCGGAUUUUGGGCUUCCUUUCAUGUCCUAUGGCGAGGUGAGGAUCUGGGUUCAGUCGUCGCCUCCAUUUUUGGUGUUAUGUAAUCGAAAUGGAAAUCUCUGUUCAGGUGAUUUCUGUGAGCGGUGAUGAUCUGAUCCUAGAGGCCUUCAAGCUGAUGAAGGACAACAGGGUAGGGGGCCUUCCUGUCGUCGAGGGCCCCAGGAGGAAGAUCGUUGGAAGUGUGAGCAUCCACGACGUCAGAUUCCUGCUGCUCAGGCCCGAGCUCUUCUCCAGCUUUAGGUAGUAGAUCCAUGGCUUCUACCCUAUUUUCUAUAGAAAAAUGCUUUCUCAAUUGUAGCGGGUGAUGGAUUCUCCCUGCCCGUCUUACAGGAGGCUCACUGUGACGGAUUUCCUGAGGAGCACCGCUCCGGCGGAGUUCCCGGUGACCUGCUCUUCGGACGCGACACUGGGCAGUGUCAUAGAGGCGCUCGCCUCCCGAUCUGUCCACCGGGUCUACGUCGUCAAUGAGGGCGAGGACGGUGGCGAGGUAGUGGGGCUGGUCACCCUCAGAGACGUCAUCUCCUGCUUCAUCUUCGAGCCCCUCGAGCACUUUGACGACUCCUUCGGGCUCGCCAUGAAGGAGCUGCAGAGCCGCGGCGAGCUCCCCUCUCCCCCCUCCGCCGCCGACGCGCCGCCGCAACCGUAG
Molecule: messenger RNA, 1702 nt
Organism: Spirodela intermedia
Lineage: Eukaryota; Viridiplantae; Streptophyta; Magnoliopsida; Alismatales; Araceae
Source: the annotation of a GenBank genome assembly